CUGUGAGUUACAAAAUAUCCUUAAACUGAAUAGAACAGUAUGGCUGCCCCCAUGAAGGCAAUAAUUUCGGGUUCAUAAAGUUUCACAAGUUGUUAAAAAAGUAUGGGCGACCUAUCGAAUUUAAACCGGGAGAAGUUGGCUGCUCCUGUCAAGGAGAUUGAGGAGAAAUGGAAGUUAUUGCCAUCAUUCCUCAAGGUGAAAGGGCUUGUCAAGCAGCACAUAGAUUCCUUCAACUAUUUUGUGAACAUUGAUAUAAAGGAAAUCAUGAAGGCUAAUGAUAAGAUUACAAGUGAUGCUGACCCUAACUUUUACAUGAAAUAUCUGAACAUUUAUGUGGGCAUGCCAGAUGUGGAGGAAGGAUUUAAUAUCACCAAACCAAUAUCCCCUCAUGAGUGUCGACUGAGGGACAUGACAUAUUCAGCACCAAUAACAGUUGAUAUUGAAUACACUAGAGGGAACCAGCGUAUAGUCAGAAAUAAUCUACCUAUAGGAAGGAUGCCUAUUAUGUUACGAAGUUCAAAUUGUGUUCUGAAUGCUAAGAGUCCAGCAGAGAUGGCCAAAUUAAAUGAAUGUCCGAUGGAUCCUGGAGGCUACUUUAUUGUUAGAGGUGUAGAGAAGGUAAUAUUGAUACAAGAACAGUUGUCCAAGAAUAGAAUGAUUGUAGAUACUGAUGUUGGUAGGAAGGGAAGUAUCAUCUGUUCUGUUACUAGUUCAACUCAUGAGAGAAAAAGUAAAACAGAUGUUCUUGUUAAACAUGAGAAGUAUUAUCUUAAACAUAACUCAUUUUCCGAGGACAUUCCAAUAGCAAUUGUGUUUAAAGCAAUGGGGUUUGAAUGUGAGCAGGAGUUUGUACAGAUGAUAGGUAGUGAGGAGGAGGUGCUAGCGGCUGUAGCCCCGGGUCUAGAGGAGUGUCAUAAAGCGGGAGUGUUUACUCAUUUACAGGCUUUGAAAUAUAUUGGGAAUCGUAUUCGACAGAGACGAAUGUGGGGAGGACCAAAAAAGACAAAGGUUGAUGAAGCAAGGGAUGUUUUACAUGGUGUAGUUCUAGCUCAUGUACCAGUUGUAGAAUGGAAUUUCAAGUUGAAAGCUGUAUAUCUGGCACUGAUGGUACGUCGUGUAAUACAAGCUCAGUUAGGAAUGGUGAAGGCAGACGACAGAGAUUACUAUGGUAACAAGAGGUUGGAGUUAGCUGGCUCACUUAUAUCAUUACUCUUUGAAGAUCUCUUUAAGAAAUUCAAUGCAGAGUUGAAGAAGAUAGCUGAUGUGACCAUACCAAAGCCAAGAGCAGCCCAGUUUGAUAUUGUAAAACAUAUGAGACAAGAUCAGAUAACAAAUGGACUGGUUCAUGCUAUAUCUUCUGGUAAUUGGACAAUUAAGAGAUUUAAGAUGGAUCGAGCAGGUGUAACACAGGUACUAUCAAGAUUGUCCUAUAUCUCAGCUCUUGGAAUGAUGACUAGGAUAUCUUCACAGUUUGAGAAAACACGUAAAGUAAGUGGUCCUAGAUCUCUGCAGCCAUCUCAAUGGGGAAUGUUGUGUCCAUCAGAUACACCUGAGGGAGAGGCUUGUGGUUUAGUCAAGAAUCUUGCAUUGAUGACACAUAUUACCACAGACCAUGAUGAGGCCCCAAUUAUACGACUGGCCUUCAACCUUGGUGUAGAGGAUAUACAGUUACUGAGUGGUGCAGAAAUCACCAGCAAAUUAGUUUAUAUUGUUUUCCUUAAUGGUAAUAUACUUGGAGUAAUACGUAACUACAAGAGACUUGUCUAUACGUUCCGUCUGAUGAGGAGGGCGGGAUAUAUAAAUGAGUUUGUGUCUAUUUGUCCUAGCCAUUCCCACAGAUGUGUAUAUAUCUCAUCAGAUGCUGGCAGAGUCUGUAGACCAUAUAUUAUAGUAAGCAAAGGGAAACCACUAGUGAAAACAAAGCACAUACAAGAGUUAUCUCAGGGUUUCCGAUGUUUUGAGGACUUUCUGAAAGAAGGUUUAGUUGAGUAUUUAGAUGUAAAUGAAGAAAAUGACUGCAUGAUCUCAUUAUAUGAGAAAGAAAUUACAUCAAAUUCGACACAUUUAGAGAUUGAACCAUUCACCAUUCUGGGUGUAUGUGCUGGUCUUAUCCCGUACCCUCAUCAUAACCAGUCACCCAGGAAUACAUACCAGUGUGCUAUGGGAAAACAAGCCAUGGGCACAAUUGGUUAUAACCAGAGGAAUAGAAUUGACACAUUGAUGUACCUCCUGUGUUACCCACAGGCUCCUCUAGUCAAGUCAAAGACUAUAGAAUUGAUCAACUUUGACAAGUUACCAGCAGGUCAGAAUGCUACAGUAGCUGUUAUGUCUUACAGUGGCUACGAUAUUGAAGAUGCUCUUGUUAUAAACAAAUCUUCACUAGACCGGGGAUUUGGUAGAUGUUUGGUAUACAGGAAGCAGCAAUGUACCCUAAAACGAUAUGCUAAUCAAACAUUUGAUAAGGUCAUGGGACCAAUGGUUGAUGCAACCACACGUAAACCAGUUUGGCGACAUUCUGCUCUUGACUCAGAUGGAAUAUGUGCACCAGGUGAGAAAAUAGAAAACAAGCAAGUGUUUGUGAACAAAUGGAUGCCAACUGUCACAAACACUCCUCUCAGCUCGACAGAUCGUGACAAGCAACCAGAGUACAGGGAGGUACCUAUAGCGUAUAAAGGUCCGGAACCAUCGUAUAUAGAGAAAGUGAUGAUCUCAUCCAAUCCAGAAGAAGCUUUCUUGGUGAAGAUGUUAUUACGACAGACCCGUCGUCCUGAGAUUGGUGACAAGUUCAGUAGCAGACAUGGACAGAAAGGUGUAUGUGGGCUGAUAGUUCCUCAAUCUGAUAUGCCUUUCACUGAUCUGGGUAUUUGUCCAGAUAUUAUCAUGAAUCCCCAUGGUUACCCAUCUCGUAUGACAGUUGGUAAAUUGAUGGAAUUACUUGGAAGUAAAGCAGGUGUAUUGGAUGGAAAAUUUCACUAUGGAACAGCUUUUGGUGGAGAUAAGGUUGUAGAUUUGUCGGCAGAUCUGAUAAGACAUGGUUUUAAUUACCUAGGAAAAGACUAUGUCACCUCUGGUAUCACUGGGGAACCACUUGAAGCUUAUAUUUAUUUCGGGCCCAUCUACUAUCAAAAGUUAAAGCACAUGGUUGUAGAUAAAAUGCAUGCUCGUGCAAAAGGUCCCCGAGCUGUGUUGACUAGACAACCGACGGAGGGAAGAUCUCGGGAUGGAGGUCUACGUCUUGGUGAAAUGGAAAGAGAUUGUCUGAUUGGAUAUGGUGCUAGUAUGUUAUUGUUGGAACGUCUGAUGAUAUCAAGUGAUGCAUUUGAAGUAGAUGUUUGUGAACAGUGUGGUCUUCUAGGCUAUCUAGGCUGGUGUCAGUACUGCAAGUCAUCGAAGAAUGUUUCAACACUGAAAAUGCCAUAUGCUUGUAAACUGUUGUUCCAAGAACUGCUAUCUAUGAACAUUGUCCCUAGGCUAUCUCUCAAACGAUACAAUGAAGUGUAGCAUUUGUGAUAGAAUACACUGGUAUCUCUGUAUCUGGAAAUUAAUACUCCACUCAAGGUUCAAUGAAUUUGUGGUUACAACUUCAGCAGAAAUUCUAAUGUGAUGUCUUGAUAUUAAAAAAAACAAAUCACGCGCCAGUUUGUUAAUAUUCAAUGCUUUUUAGACCAAGAUCGUGUAAAAUAGAAACGAAAACCCAUGAAUUAGGUAAUUGUUGUUAUUGCCAUGGUCAGAAACAGGGACUUUUGUUCUUUCUGGGACGUGUGUAUUUAAAGUCCCAGGUUCUUUCUUGUGAGAAAGCUAUCAAGCGAGCUUAAGGGAAGUUGGUGGUUUUGUCCACUUGAGUCUGGAUAAACACAUGAAGGGGCAAUGUGGAGGGUUUCUUCAUCAGUAAAGCUGAAAAUUCCUUAUAUAACCUUAACAGUGUUUGUGCAACCCAGCCAAAGAAAUUUGA
Messenger RNA from Ruditapes philippinarum (Manila clam), 3952 nucleotides. RefSeq names its product DNA-directed RNA polymerase III subunit RPC2-like. Gene Ontology annotation, cellular component: RNA polymerase III complex. Bases 103 to 3501 code for a protein of 1132 amino acids. The transcript is spliced from 30 exons. The record is from RefSeq and is a predicted model, not a curated record. Gene Ontology annotation, molecular function: DNA-directed RNA polymerase activity; DNA binding; ribonucleoside binding. Lineage: Eukaryota; Metazoa; Mollusca; Bivalvia; Venerida; Veneridae. Gene Ontology annotation, biological process: DNA-templated transcription.